Messenger RNA from Lachancea meyersii CBS 8951, 858 nucleotides. Lineage: Eukaryota; Fungi; Ascomycota; Saccharomycetes; Saccharomycetales; Saccharomycetaceae. The record is from the annotation of a GenBank genome assembly.
AUGUCCGACACCAACUCGUUCCCUGGGCUGCCUCAGGUCUUCAACUUCUUCAAGAAUCUGUUUUCGCAUGUCCUUCGAACUUCGAAUAAUGUUCCUCAGCACAUUGGUUUGAUUAUGGAUGGUAAUCGCCGGUGGGCUAAACGGAAGCAUGUCGAGAUCAAAGAGGGUCACAAUGCAGGCUUUCAUAGCAUGAGCCGGGCUCUGGAGCUCUGCUACGAAGCUGGCGUAAGCACAGCGACGGUUUUUGCAUUUUCGAUUGAGAAUUUCAAGAGAAGCGCUGCGGAGGUAGAUUCGCUAAUGAACUUGGCAAGAAGUGGGAUUAGGCAGGUUGUCCAAAACGGUGAAAUGGCUGAGAAAUUUGGUGUCAAGAUCAAGGUGAUUGGUGAUCGUCGUCUGCUACCGGACGAUGUUUUGCAGGAAAUUGAGACUGCGGAAGAGAUCACCAAGAACAACACUAGGGCAGUGUUGAAUAUCUGUUUCCCUUACACAGGACGCGACGAACUCAUACAUAGCAUCAAGGCGAACAUAGACAGCAUGAGUUCUGGACAGCUAGAAGCAUCAGACAUUGACGAAAACCAGAUUGACAAAUAUCUCUACACGGCAGAGUCCCCGCCAGUAGAUCUUCUGAUUCGAACCAGUGGUGUGACCCGUCUGAGCGACUUCUUGCUGUGGCAAGCAAGCCGAAGAGGGGUUGUAAUUGAGUUUCUUGACUGUUUGUGGCCCGACUUCGGUUCCCGGCAGAUGGCAUGGAUUCUGCUCAAAUUUGCAUUCAAUCGAAGCUACCGCGCGUCCGAUCUGGACUUUGAAGAAGAGACCGACGGCGACGCAACGGCUAAUCCAAACAAAAACCACAUGUAG